UCAUCUCCCCCGGCAACAGGUGCACGAGAGCACUCGAGAAGGCGUCAGCCCUAGACGUUGGGACUUGGAACAGGACGCACGGGCCCUUGAAUUACACCGAUUCAAAAUGGACAAAAACGGAGAAAAUGUUUAUGAGGUGGUUAAAGAAGAAAACGCUUAUGAAAAACCUGACUCCCCAACAGAACCAAAAUAUGAGAACCAAGGUGCAAUUUAUGAGAAUGCAGCUGAAGUUAAAGACGCGAUUUACAGUGAGGUUGAAGUUCAUGCUCCAGAGGCAGCCGAGCGUUCAUCACCAGACUACAUGAACACACGUAAGAGUCCCGAAGAACAGCCACGCGCGAAAGGAGAUGCCAGCAGCAGUUCGUCGAGCGAAGAUGAGGAGAAAACCGAGGCCCAACCGGAGGUAUCCCUAGCUCAAGAAGAAGCUGUUCCUAUGGAAGUUAAUGGAGAGGCAGAAACCUCACGACGCUCCUCCACAUCUUCCUCCUCCUCCUCCGAGUCCGGUGGAGACCCAUGCGACGACCCACCCCAAUCACCGCUUUACGAGGACAAUGUAGAAGAUGGCAUGUGCAUGGCCUACACGCGACCAGAUGAUUCAUCUCCGGAACCAGAGGAAAUUGUCGAUUACAGCCUAAAACCAGUAGAAACUUCAGAAGUCGAGGAGACCAAAGUUGUUGAUCCAAACCAGCCCGAUAUCGCGCUUUUUGUGAAGGCGGGCAUUGACGGGGAGAGCAUCGGGAACUGCCCAUUCUCCCAGCGCCUCUUCAUGAUCCUGUGGCUCAAGGGCGUGGUCUUCAACGUCACCACAGUCGACCUGAAGAGAAAGCCAGCUGACCUUCACAACCUGGCCCCAGGCACCCACCCUCCCUUCCUCACCUAUAACGGCGAGGUGAAGACCGACAUCAACAAGAUCGAGGAAUUUCUAGAGGAGGUCCUAGCGCCACCUAGUUACCCCAAACUUGCUGCUAAAAACAGGGAAUCCAACACUGCAGGCAUCGACAUCUUUGCCAAGUUCUCUGCCUACAUCAAGAACACAAAAGCAGAGGCCAAUAAAGGUCUAGAGAAGAACCUCACCAAGGCGUUGAAGAAGCUGGACGAUUACCUCAACAGUGCCCUGCCAGACGAGAUCGAUGCGAACAGUAUGGAUGAUGAGCGGGCCUCCUUACGCAAGUUCCUGGACGGCAACGAGCUGACCCUGGCGGACUGUAACCUGCUGCCCAAGCUGCACAUAGUAAAGGUUGUGGCCAAGAAGUACCGCAACUUCAACAUCCCCACCGAAAUGAGCGGCGUGUGGCGUUACCUGAACAGCGCCUACAGCCGGGACGAGUUUACCAACACCUGCCCCGCCGACAAUGAGAUUGAAAUGGCCUACCAGGACGUGUCCAAGAGGCUGGCCAAGUAAUAGCCCCCCCCCCCCCCCCACCUCAAACACCACCUUUACACCUUUGAGAGUUAAGACUUUGCAUUCAUCUCCCCCUGCUCCCCCCCCCUACUCCCAGCCCAAGGACAUCAGGCCCUGAAGAAAAUAUGUCUGCCGUCAAUGAUUGACUCAGUCAGUCGCAGGCUUUGUUGUAGGUAAAGUGCUGCAUUGUGCAAAAUUGGUGAAUGAUUGACACAAUGGUAUGAUCAGCAAUAUUACUGGGCUUGUGAAGUCUUAUUCUGCAGUGAAUCAGUGUAACCUCUUUUGAUACACUAUAAAACAGCAAAACUCACCCGGUCAGCCCUUCCUCUUCCCCCAUCUCGCUCUCUGUGCUCUAAAUUUCUCUGGAUGAGUUCUACUGGCACGACAAAGCAUGUUUUUGUGUUGACAAAGUAAAACAACCUAGAAACAAAGUUUAAACUCUAUCUUUCUCUCUGUCUGUCUGCCUGUCUCUCUCUCUCUCCUCUCUCUCUCUCUGUCUGUGUCUCUCUCUCUCUCCUCUCUCUCUGUCUGUCUCUCUCUUUCUCACCUUUCUGUCUCGUUUGUGAACACGGCCAAAAUGCUUUUCCUCUUUAUUGGGGGCUUGAUAAAUUACUUCUUCUAUUUAUUUCUCUCACUCUCAUGGUGCGACAUGAAGGCCUGACAGCUGAAAACACACCAUCAUGUAUUUAUCAGUCUUUGAUAAGCAUGUGGAAUAGCAAUAUAGCUGCAAUGGAGUGAUUAAUCCAAUGGCUCUUGGCUGUACCUACACCUAGUGGAGUUCUCCUGUUUGAGGUUUGCUUGAUUUACACUGAUUUUGAACUGGUCAAUCUGACAUCCAAUUUUUUCCAAUUGGAUAGAGAAAUUGAAGUAUAUAUUCUUAAAGAGGUAUAUUUAAGACAAAGUGUUAUUAGUGCUGUGUGUUCAGAGGAUGGAGAAAGAACAAAUGUUUUAAGAGGAAUUCCUGAAUGCAAAAUGAAUGCAUUUAUUUACUUUUCUGUCCUGAAAGCCUAAAACAAAGUAUGUUGUGAGAUUUUUUCUUCUCAACUCCUGGACCCUUUGCAGAAAAAAAACAUAAUUUAUUUGUGAUUGAUAAUUUAUUUCAUUUCCUUUCUUUUGGAAAAUAGUGAACAUAUUUCAGGUUUUAUUUCAGUAAAAUAGACACAAUGUUUUUCUUGACCUAAUCAGUGAAAUAUAUGAUCAAGCAAUGUGCCUUCAUUGGAAAUCUACCAGCCAAAAUCAUCAUAAUGAUUGAGUGAUUUUCUAUUUCGUGUAAUUUUAGCCUUUUUCCUGUAAACCUUUUGUUUGUACACUUCAUUUAAUCACACAUAAUUUAAUUCAUUCACUAUUUGGUCUGUCCAGAAACAAUAAAACUACCAGGAGUA
Alosa alosa (allis shad) is the source of this 2784-nucleotide messenger RNA. RefSeq names its product chloride intracellular channel protein 5-like. The transcript is spliced from 6 exons. The record is from RefSeq and is a predicted model, not a curated record. Lineage: Eukaryota; Metazoa; Chordata; Actinopteri; Clupeiformes; Clupeidae. Bases 107 to 1402 code for a protein of 431 amino acids.